This is a messenger RNA of Thalassophryne amazonica, 2067 nucleotides long. RefSeq names its product phospholipase A2, group XIIB (gene pla2g12b). The record is from RefSeq and is a predicted model, not a curated record. Lineage: Eukaryota; Metazoa; Chordata; Actinopteri; Batrachoidiformes; Batrachoididae. Gene Ontology annotation, biological process: arachidonate secretion; cholesterol homeostasis; phospholipid metabolic process. The transcript is spliced from 4 exons. The coding region runs from base 38 to 922 and encodes 294 amino acids. Gene Ontology annotation, molecular function: A2-type glycerophospholipase activity; calcium ion binding. Gene Ontology annotation, cellular component: extracellular region.
UCCCUGCUCUUUUCAACAACCUGGUCUUUUUGCAACCAUGCUGCUUCGGACCGUGGUCCUGGUCCUCCUGUGUGCAUCUGUGGGGAUGAGUGCAACCAUCAGGCAGUACCAGACUGAGACACAAGUGACAGAAGCUGCUGCUGCUGCUGAUGAUGAUGUUGUAGCAGAUCUUCCUGGUAUUGUGGACUACCUUGGGGCAAACGGAAUGGAUGUGAGCCAAAAUGCAUCCAAAGGCCAGGAAAUUGCUGCAACCAAAGCUGCAGCCAGUAGGGAAGAUACGGAUAAAAUACUUGCAGCUGAUAAACCUGAAGUGAAAAAUGUUUCUGCUGAUGCAGAAUCCAGAAGUGAGGAAAGUGUCUCUUCUUCUGCGGAGGAGGAGAAUGAGAUCAGGGCGAGCCAGACAGACCAAUCCCUGCCAACGCAGACGGCAAGUGAUGAUGAUUCCAACUGGAGCAUCAACUCAAUCAGAGAGCAAUUCCGGACCAUCCAUGGAUACUUGGACUCUCUGGUGGAGCUGGUAGGGGGGCACAAUGGCAUGUGUCAGUACCGCUGCAGAUACGGAAAAGCUCCUCAGCCUCGCGCCGGCUACCAGCUCCCUGAGCCCAACGGCUGCAGCUCAUCUCUGGUGGGAUUGCAGCUGGACUUGGGGAUCCCUGCUAUGACAAAGUGCUGCGACCAGCUGGACGUCUGCUACGACACUUGCGGUAUGAGCAAGUACGACUGUGACACCUUGUUCCGGGGGUGCCUCUAUGACAUCUGCACGGACAUUAAGAAGAGUCUGGGCUUUGUGUCCAAAGUCCAAACCUGCGAGUCGCUGGCAGACGCACUGUACAGUACAGUGUGGACACUCGGCUGCAGACCCUACAUGAACAGCCAGAGGGCAGCGUGUCUCUGCGAGGAAGAGGAUAGGGAUGAACUGUGACACAAGACACCUUGGGGAGAGUCUCCCUCACCAGUAACUAAGCCAAGGGUAUUUCUGCAGAUCAUGCAGCAUAUUUAUUACAAAUGUCAGAGGAAACACUUCACAGGAGACCUCUGCAGAGUCAGAGGACAAAAAUGCAAAUGAGGACUUUUGCAUCAUUUGCAUCAUUCUUUUUCUCCUCUCAUGCAGCAUGAACAAAUAUUUCAGAUCUGUAAUUAAUUGUUAAUGCAUAUUCAUCUCUCUGUACGCCGUCUCAUUCUUGUGUCAUUUUUAAGCCUCUGUGAUUCUACUGCCGGAAUUUACAGGGAUGACUCUAAACUGUCUGAUAGAGAGGAUUUUGUCGUUGGAUUAAUUGCCCUGAGAUAAAAAAAAAAAGACAAGAUGAUUGCUUCUGUGCUUCUAUUUCACAUUUAUUUUCAAAGUCAUUUGACAUCUGAAGCCAAUGUCAUGUAAAUCUGAGUCUAUAUUACAGCCGCUGCAUUAAUGAUCCAUGUAAGUUAUUUUUCUGUGAACAAUCACAUCACUAACUGCAAAUUAACCGACAUGAGUAAUAGCGUAUUAUCGGUCAGAGAAGCGUCAUUUCUGAGCACAUCACACUGAACGUGUGACACCUCCCCAACCAUCAGUUAUACCGAGCAAACGACUCCCAAUGAUUCUAGGACUGUACAUUUUUUUCCAAGUCAGUGCACAUAUGAAAUAUAAAACACUUUUGUGAAUCUACUAAAUCUUUAACCCCCCCCCCAUAAUCAAACCUGAAAAGUGUCUUAAGCUGUGACCUAGAAAAGCAUCCUUCACACUGUACUUGUUACAAAUGUACUGCAUCCCCGCUGAAUGAUUCCUAAUAGAAAUGUCAUUCACUUUAAACCGUGCUGCCAGCCAACGCCAUGGCCAUGCACAGACGUGUGAAUUAAACGGAGUUGCAGAAGGUUGACUGACAGUGGAAGUCGUGUAGGAUUAAAUAGUGGGUGUCUGAGCAUGAACUGCGUGUGCAUUCAUCAGACUAUCAAAGUGAUGAAACAUUUACACUUUGUAUUUACUGCCAAGCAAGAGCAAUAGGAGAUUUCUGACGGCCACCAAGGAUUGACCAGGACUCAAAAUAAAAGAUAUGUGAUUCACAUUGUGACCAGGACUUUACCUGGAUCUGG